AUGCCGCAGCAUCACCCGACACCUGGUGAGCUGCAGCCGACCCCGGACCAUGAGCUGAUAACCUGCCACACCACCUACAAGAAGGCACCCAAGUGGUCCUUCCCGGGGAGGUUGUCAGGAGUUAAGCCAUCAGGCACCGAGGUCGGUCAUUAUUCCUCCGACGACCCACAUCGUGACAUCAAUGGCCGCUACAAACGUGACCAGCAUGCUGCGCUUCACCGCUCCAUCUUGGGGCUUCGGAUCCAGUUCCAAGGAGGCGGAGCCAAGCCUUGUGGCGUCUUGCAGCGCAGGCGCAUCACUGGGCAUGUGCUUCAGCUCCAGCUGCAACAAUAUUGGCUUCGGUGGCUUGUGAGGAAUUCCAGGAAGACCUCCAAGGAUGAGGACAAGACUGAGUCAGCUUCGGCAGAAGAUGCAGCAAGAGUCAUCCAAAGUUGCUGGAGAAAGGCCGCAGGUUCCACAAGAAAGCCAGACGACGGCCCAAGUCCGAAAGCAUCUCGGGACUCGGACAGGCCGUUUUACACCCACACCCUGGGUCUUACAUAUGUAUCAUCGACGCAGAGGAGGAUGGAGGAGGAGGGUAAAACAACUGCAGAGAAGAUCUUCGUGACGCUGAGUGAUCCUGGUAGCUCUUCCGCUGCCCAGAUCGUGUCAAUUGUGAUCGUCGCUUUCACUGUGGCUUCCAUUUGCGGCUUCGUGCUGGAAACGGACCGGCUCUUCUACGAGAUGAAUCCGGAGUUGUGGCCGCUUGUAGAGGUGAUAUGCACGGUCGUCUUCACAGUGGAGUAUCUAACGCUGGCAUUGACCUGCCGCUUUGCGGGUGUUCCGGUAGUGAGCUUCAUCCUGGCACCUAGCAGCGUUGCAGAUCUCGUGGCUCUACUCCCUUUCUAUGUAGAGGUCGUUCUGCGAAAUGCUGGGUUCACCAAUACCGCCGUGCUUAAGUCCUUCAAGGUGGUCCGACUAAUUCGAGUUCUUCGUGUUUUCAAACUAGGCCGCUACGCCGCCGGCUUGCAGAUAAUGUGGAAGGCCGUGGUGGACUCAAGACAGGCGAUCUCUGUCUUGUUUUUUCUCUUAGGAAUUGGCGUCGUGAUGUUUUCCAGCACUAUUUUCUAUUUGGAGAGGCUCAGCUGUCCUCUUCGCGAUGAGUUUAAUGCUACGGAGCUGACCGUGUACCUAGCAGAGUGCAAUGACACUUACAAUCGCGGUGUAUCCCCCUCUCAUGGCCUGUGCUGCUCAGAGGACAAUUCGCCCUUGGAUUUCCCCAGCAUCGUCAAUGCAUGUUGGUGGGCGGUUGUCACGUUGACCUCGCUAGGCUACGGUGACCUGUAUCCGAAGACGGUCCAGGGCAAAUGCGUAGGAAUGAUGGCAAUGAUAGCAGGGUUGCUGCUCAUCGCACUCCCCAUUGCCAUCAUCAGCCAGAAAUUCCAGGACAUUUAUGAGGCCAACGACAAGGAAGAUGCAAAGAACCGUGCGGCGCAGAGGAUGAAGGGCGCCCCACAUGAGACCUGGACGCUGAUCCCUGGGUCUGAUGUAGUGCGAAGACUGAAGGCCCUGCCCGUCAAG
Messenger RNA from Symbiodinium necroappetens, 1560 nucleotides. Lineage: Eukaryota; Dinophyceae; Suessiales; Symbiodiniaceae. The record is from the annotation of a GenBank genome assembly.